AUGUACGUAUUCGAGCAGGAGUACAUCCUUACACCGUACCAUGACAACAUACUCUUUUACCAUCGUUUUAUCGAUGAUAUUUUAAUGAUCUGGAAAAAAGUAGGACCAACACCAGAAGAAAUGCUAGAAUCUAUCAAUAGCUUGAACACACCGGUUCGACUUACCAUGACCACCAAUGAUCAAACCAUAGACUUUCUGAAUGUACGACUUUACAAAGAACAGGAUGGAGUAGCCUACACUUUGUACAGUAAGCCGACGG
Pelobates cultripes (western spadefoot toad) is the source of this 259-nucleotide messenger RNA. The record is from the annotation of a GenBank genome assembly. NCBI's taxonomy places the organism in Eukaryota, Metazoa, Chordata, Amphibia, Anura, Pelobatidae.